AUUAUUCAGGCCUUCCCUCCCGAUGACAACUCCCUCAUUCUCCCCAUCACCAUCAUCGUUGCCUGCAGAGAACAAGCGCAUUGUUCUCUUAUCUGGCUUUCCACAUAAAUAAUUUUCUUCUACCAUCUUCCUUUCAACGGAGGCCAGUAACCAUCAUCGCCAACAUGAAUCAUUACCUCCCCAGUGAGCACGGAAGCGAUAUGGAUAGCAGCUUCUCCAGUGUCGCCGUGUUUUCAGACAUGUCAGCGAGUCCAGCAUCAUCCCGUACUUCGGCCACCACUGAAGUCUACCUAUCAUCGCCAUCACGUUCCACAUCCGCUAUGCACUAUGGGAUCCACGGCAUGCCUAUGCAUAUGUCGCCACAGCCUGCACUCAUGACUCAGGACUAUGUCCAUAUGCCUUCACCCAUUACUGAGGGCUACGUACAUGUGCCUUCGGGCAUCACUCAGGACUACGUUAACGUCCAUUCACAGAGUAACCGGGGAUUCCCCAGCGAUCAACAUUACAGAAACAAUGCUCCAGCUCCGGGGUAUUUUCCUCUCCAUCAUAGCCUACCGGAUUUCUCGACUUCCGCCCCUUUUAUAUCGGCAAACCGCGGUUACAACGUUCGAGACGCAGAGUCACCAUCAGCCAUGUCCAUAUGGUCUUACGACGGCGCUACUCCGUGUUUUGAAAGCUCUUGUUCUUCUCCCGUCUCUGUGGCUGCUCACACCCACAUUUCACCCACUCCUUCGCCCAGAGCCUUUUGUCACAGGCCACAAAGGAGGAGAACUACGCCAAAUGGCACACGGGCUAGGAGCUCAAGGCGUGCGGAUACCCAUACCACACUCGAGGGAAUCACAAGAAUUCCGCCAAACAGACAUGCCUGCAGUUUUCCUGGUUGUGGGCGCACAUAUGCCAGGCCGGAGCAUAUGAAGCGUCACGAGAAAACCCACGAUGAAGAUGCUACCGUUUUCACUUGCAAGAUAUGCCUUGACCUCAUGCCCCCAGAGAAGGUCCACAGGGUCAAGGCCCGAUUGGACAACUUCAUCAUGCAUGUCAAGAACCACACUGAUAUCAAGGGGGUCAAAACGUCGGCUUCGAGGACAAAAUAUCAUCCAGGCGCGCUUGCAUACUUGCGUUCUCUUGAGGCUCGGCAGAAGAACAAAGGCCGCGGUACCAGGAAACCGGACCUUUGCUGCAAGUUGUAAGCAGCGGCUCAGCGGACUGGAAGAUAUGUGAUACAUUGAAACAAGGUUGGGGUGAGCACACAUAAAGACUUAUUUUGGACGAGGGAUGGCUGCAAAGAAGAUGGGAUAUUGCUUGGGUUUGAUUCUGGAGUUUUUCAUGGGUUACUCUACACUAUGGGUGAUAAUUUUGCUUGUUAUGUAUGUCAUGACCUCCAGCUUAAAUAUUCGGAGGCUUUUUGCACUUGUUUUUGUUUUCAGUUGGUCUUGGUGUUUUCUUUUUGCUUGCUAGUGCGAAUCUACUUGUAUGUUCUGAG
Messenger RNA from Pyricularia grisea, 1483 nucleotides. RefSeq lists its product as uncharacterized. NCBI's taxonomy places the organism in Eukaryota, Fungi, Ascomycota, Sordariomycetes, Magnaporthales, Pyriculariaceae. The transcript has 2 exons. The coding region runs from base 165 to 1190 and encodes 341 amino acids. The record is from RefSeq and is a predicted model, not a curated record.